AUGUUCAGUUUCUUCCGGCGCACUAUUGGGCGCCGGUCUAUGCGCCGCCAUGAGGAGAAGGAACGCCUCCGAGAAGCCCAGAAAGCGGCAACCCACAUCCCGGCGGCUGGAGAUGCCAAAUCGGUGAUCACAUGUCGGGUGUCCCUGCUGGACGGGAGUGAUGUCAGCGUGGAUCUGCCGAAAAAAGCCAAAGGCCAGGCGCUCUUCGACCAGAUCAUGUACCACCUGGACCUCAUUGAGAUGGACUAUUUUGGCUUACAGUUCAUGGAUUCCGCCCAAGUGCCUCAUUGGUUGGAUCACACGAAGAGCAUCAAGAAGCAAGUGGCCAUUGGUCCUCCGUACUGCCUCCACCUGCGGGUGAAAUUCUACUCCUCGGAGCCCAACAACCUGCGAGAGGAACUCACAAGGUAUCUCUUCGUCUUGCAGCUGAAACAAGAUGUCCUGAGUGGAAAGUUGGAAUGUCCUUUCGACACAGCGGUGCAGCUGGCUGCAUACACCCUACAAGGGGAAAUGGGAGAACUUUGAGCCCAGCGAGCACCCGCCGGACUGGU
Molecule: messenger RNA, 551 nt
Organism: Staurois parvus
Lineage: Eukaryota; Metazoa; Chordata; Amphibia; Anura; Ranidae
Source: the annotation of a GenBank genome assembly